UGAUCAAAUUCGAAAAUUGUAUUUUGAAGCGAGGCAAAAUGUCUUGGCUCCAACGUUUCAAUAAUUUAUGCAGCUUUUCUAGCUUACUGAUCGCAACGCUGAUAUUUCUGCAGUGCAUUUGUAACGGCGCAGCCAUAAGAUGCUUUGUCUGCGAUUCCAGCGUUAAUCCCAGCUGUGCUGACUUAAAAUCAAAUUCCACCAUGGUUGCCGAGGAAUGUUCAUUGGAGAAAACUAAGUCUUUGAACACUUGGCUAUUUGAAUUGAAUAAAUUUUCAUAUUUUGAUACUGGCACCAAUAAAGAUCCUUUGAUGAAUUGCCAAAAAGUGGUGGCAAAAGAUCCCACUAACAAUAAAAUGGUGACAGCACGUUUCUGUCAACUGGACACAGCAGACUCGAAUUCCUGUUCCAUUUUGCGCACAAAACUGAAAAUAAAUGCUGAUGGCACCUACUCCCAAAACAACAACAACGGCCGACGUGGAAAGCAUGGUUCAAAUGGUAAAGCCGAAGAGCAACAACAGUUCCACUGUUCUAUUUGCAAUACGGACUCUUGCAACGGCAGCACAGUAAAAACCCUGACCGGAAGUGCAUUUAGUGUUAUUUUACUCCUAAUAAUGCAACAGUUGAGCGUGUGGUGAAACUGUGGCAUGCAACAUGGCAGAAAGGAAGAUUAAAACUGAUAAUAAAACGAGAAUAAUGAUGACAAUGACGCUUUGAAAAAAAAAAAUUAGUAAAAUUAAAAGUA
Messenger RNA from Teleopsis dalmanni, 742 nucleotides. RefSeq lists its product as uncharacterized. NCBI's taxonomy places the organism in Eukaryota, Metazoa, Arthropoda, Insecta, Diptera, Diopsidae. The coding region runs from base 39 to 635 and encodes 198 amino acids. Gene Ontology annotation, biological process: sleep; regulation of synaptic transmission, cholinergic; positive regulation of voltage-gated potassium channel activity. The transcript has 4 exons. The record is from RefSeq and is a predicted model, not a curated record.